Messenger RNA from Paramecium tetraurelia, 408 nucleotides. RefSeq lists its product as uncharacterized. The transcript has a single exon. The record is from RefSeq and is a predicted model, not a curated record. NCBI's taxonomy places the organism in Eukaryota, Ciliophora, Oligohymenophorea, Peniculida, Parameciidae.
AUGAAUUGGGAAAAAGGGUAGAAGGAAGAUUUAUACAGGAUUUUGGAUUUUUCCAAAGCUAAUGAUUUAGUAGUGUUACCUAUUCUUAUAAAAAUAUUCAAAAGGGAGAAAAUUUAAGACUGUCAAAAAUUUCUCUCUUCAGUUCAAAAUCAAAGGCACGUUGAGUAGGAAAUAUUAAAGUUCGAAAAUUCAUCACUAUUGGACAAGGAAUAGAUGCUUAAUGUUGGAAAGUAUAACCUAAAUAUAAUUACAGAUAUUCUCAAAACAAUUAAGGAUCACUAAUUUAACAAACAGAAUUUCUCUUUAGACGAAUAUGAAGAAAUUAAAUAAGAUAUGAUCAUAAAAAUAUCCUAUGAUAAAAAGAUCAUAGAAUUUUUUAAAUUAUUAAUUCAUCUUUACUGCCUUUGA